CUUAGAAAGAAACCGAAAGGCAGCUACUGCAGAGAGAGAGAGAGAGAGAGAGAGAGAGAGGGGCCAUGGCUUCCAUCACCGUUGGAUUCUUACAGCCAAGACCCUCCCCAUUGAUAGUAUCACCCACAACCUUUCAUCAGAAGCAAAUCCCAACCACCCUUUUCUCCAAAUCCCUUCUCCAUUCCUCCAACACCAUCUUCUCUUCUUCCAUUUCUCCUCUUUUCUCUGAUAGAUGGAGGCCUUCCUCCGCCAACGCCGAGGCCUUCGAACCCGAAUCCGAACCCGACUCCGAACCCGAUUCCGAGUCGACCCAGAUCGUCGAACCCGACCAAAUUCAAGAACCCAACUCCGAACCCGCCCAACUCGCCGAGGAAUCGAGUGAAGUUCCGAAGAAAGGAGUCGAGAUUUUCGCUGUUGUCAUGGUUGGGUCCCGUCAGUACAUUGUGAUUCCGGGACGAUCCAUCUACACCCAAAGGCUUAAAGGUGCCAAUGUGAACGAUAAGAUUAUCCUUAACAAGGUCUUACUGGUCAGUACCAAAUCCGAAGCCUACAUUGGCAAACCGGUUGUAUCAAAUGCUGCUGUACAUGCAAUAGUUGAAGAACAGGGAUUGAAUAAAAAAGUAGUCGUUUUCAAGUAUAAAAAGAAAAAGAACUAUAGGAGGAAUAUUGGGCACCGACAGCCAAACACGCGGAUAAGGAUCACAGGAAUCACAGGCUAUGAGGACUUUCCAGCAUCAACGUUGGCUGCUGCUGCUUAGGAUGGCAUCCAUUUUCCGUUCUAUGGUCGGCAAAUGGAGAUUGAUUUUGAUGUAUUUGUACCUCAAAAUGUGUAAUUCUUAGGAAACUGUCUGUGUUUUUAAUCAAGGCGCAAUUAUUUUCCUUAACCAUGUUCCGAGUCUGCUAACUAUGGUUUUUGAUGGUUAACCAUGUUUUUAGUCUGUAUUGUUCUGAAUUUUAA
Molecule: messenger RNA, 958 nt
Organism: Magnolia sinica
Lineage: Eukaryota; Viridiplantae; Streptophyta; Magnoliopsida; Magnoliales; Magnoliaceae
Product: large ribosomal subunit protein bL21c
Exons: 5
Coding region: 66-758 (230 amino acids)
Biological process (GO): translation
Cellular component (GO): ribosome
Molecular function (GO): structural constituent of ribosome; RNA binding
Source: RefSeq, a predicted model, not a curated record